GGUGCUUUGAAGGAAAUAAAAGAUCUCGAAAGUGUCUUAAUGACAACCGAUGGCCUCAUGUUGACAAGACAGCUGGUUGCCUUGCAGAGGGCAGGGCUUGACGGUCUGAACAUCAGCUUAGACACCCUGCAGUCCCAACGCUACAACCAGAUCACGAGGAGGAAAGGCUGGGAGCGUGUCAUGGUUGGCAUAGAUCUAGCCUUGCAACUUGAAUACGACCCUGUGAAGAUAAAUUGUGUUGUAAUGCGAGGUUUUAAUGAAGAUGAAGUGUGCAGUUUUGUGGAGUUAACAAAAGAGAAAAAUGUUGAUGUAAGAUUUAUCGAGUACAUGCCUUUCAGCGGCAACAAAUGGAAUGAUGGGAAGAUGGUCUCAUUUAGUGAAAUGGUCCAAAUAAUUAGAAAGCAGUGGCCUAAUUUUGAUCCUCUGCCCAAUGGGCCCAAUGAUACCUCAAAGGCACACCAUGUCCCGGGCUUCAAGGGACGUGUGGGAUUUAUUACCUCAAUGAGUGAACACUUCUGUGGCACGUGCAACCGUUUACAGAUAACAGCUGAUGGCAAUUUGGAGGUGUGUCUCUUUGGGUAUUCAGAGAUAUCUCUCAGAGAUGCAAUACGAAGCAAAUGCAGUGAGGAUGACUUGCUUGCCAUGAUUGGGGCAGCAGUGAGAAGAAAGAAGAAACAACAUGGAGGCAUACUGAACCUGUCAAAGAUGAAGAAUCGGCCAAUGAUUCUUAUUGGAGGAUAACAGCGGCCCUGAACUUGAUGGCUGUAGUGAUGUCGUGAAGGCACAAAGUUGGAAGUUGUUAAACCUUCAGAAACAAGAUUUUCAAAAGUACUUCUUCUCAGAUACCAAUAUUUCGCCCCUGUUUGUGUCGGAUACACAGACGUCUCAGUUGUUGUCACGUAAUUUGAGUGUAGUGACUGAAUCUAGAAAACAGUUUCUUUUGCUUCCCUGUGCCCCAAGCAUUAUGUGCAAUGCGGGACUCCUAACAAAACAAACACACAGAGCACAGCCCUCUGUCUUCUCUUGCCGUUUCUGCAGUUUGGGAGCACAGUCCGAAAGUCGGACUCAUGUUGACCGGUCUGGCAGGGCGAAAAUGGUCAACGUGGGUUCGAAGCUGGUGACAGAACGGACUGCUACAGCACGAGCAAAGGUUUUUGUCGGACCCGAACUGAUGAAACUCAUAUGAGAAAAUGGCCUGAAGGUACUUAGCGUUGCUCGCGUGGCGGGAAUUGUGGGGUCCAAGCAGACGUCCAGCCUUAUCCCUCUGUGUCAUAACAUAUCUUUAUCCUCUGUGGCUGUGGACAUUGAACCGGACUCUGCUCUCAACUGUGUGAUUAUAACUGGCACGGCAAAGUGUAGAGGGCAGACGGGCAUGGAGAUGGAAGCUCUCGCUGCUGUAUCGGUGUCUGCCUUAACAGUGUACGAUAUGUGCAAAGCUGUGAGUCAUGACAUUGUGAUAUCUGAAAUAAUGCUUCUGGCCAAAAGUGGGGGAACUAGAGGAGACUUCCACCGGACAUGAGCAUCUGUGUGGCAGUGA
Messenger RNA from Schistocerca serialis cubense, 1537 nucleotides. RefSeq names its product molybdenum cofactor biosynthesis protein 1-like. The transcript is spliced from 6 exons. Gene Ontology annotation, molecular function: cyclic pyranopterin monophosphate synthase activity; 4 iron, 4 sulfur cluster binding; GTP 3',8'-cyclase activity. NCBI's taxonomy places the organism in Eukaryota, Metazoa, Arthropoda, Insecta, Orthoptera, Acrididae. Bases 40 to 741 code for a protein of 233 amino acids. Gene Ontology annotation, biological process: Mo-molybdopterin cofactor biosynthetic process. The record is from RefSeq and is a predicted model, not a curated record.